GGGCUCUAGUGACUGUUCUGUGUUUGCUCUCUCUCAGGGUGAGCUGGGGCUGGGAAAUGGCAGUGAUGGAACUGGUCUGUCCGGGCACCCCUGGCUCAGCAGUCGGGCAACAAAAGGAGCUCGCCAAAGCCAAGGAGAAGGCGCAGACAUUGGGGAAGAAUCAGAGCUCCGUGUGCAAGCUUGAGGCCUCAGAGAAGACCCCUGUGUUCUGCGGGAAGUGGCAGAUCCUGAACGACGUCAUUACCAAAGGCACAGCCAAGGAAGGCUCUGAGGGUGGGCUGACCGCCAUCUCCAUCAUCGCCCAGGCCGAAUGUGAGAAUAGCCAAGAGUUCAGUCCCACCUUUUCUGAACGAAUUUUCAUCGCUGGCUCGAAACAGUACAGCCAGUCGGAUAGCCUCGAUCAAAUCCCCAACAAUGUGGCCCAUGCUACUGAGGGCAAAAUGGCCCCUAUAUGUUGGAAGGGAAAGCGUCGCAGCAAAGCCCGGAAGAAACGGAAGAAGAAGAGCUCAAAGGCCCUGGCUCAGGCCGGAGUGGCCUUGGCCAAACCUCUCCCUAGGAUCCCUGAGCAAGAGAGCUGCACAGUCCCAAUUCAGGAAGAUGAGUCUCCAUUAGGCUCCUCAUAUGUUAGAAGCACCCCACAGUUCACCAAGCUUCUGAAGGAGCCAAGCCUUGGCCAACUAUGUUUUAAAAAACUCGGGGAAGACAUACGGCCAGCACUUCCUCGAUCGGAAUUCCACAAGCUGAUCAGCCCCCUGCAGUGUCUGAACCAUGUGUGGAAACUCCAUCACCCCCAGGAUAUGGGGCCCCUGCCCCGGCUAGCUCAUCCUGUCCCCUACAGCAGACUGCCCCAUCCCUUCCCAUUCAACCCCCUUCAGCCCUGGAAACCUCACCCUUUGGAAUCCUUUCUGAGCAAGCUGGCAUGUACAGACAGUCAGAAACCCCUGCCUGGCCCACACCUGGGCAAACUGGCAUAUAUAGACAGUCAGAAGCCCCUGCCAGGCCCACACCUGGAGUCUAGCUGCCCAUCACGUGGCACUGGUGAGAAAUUUUCUGUGGAAGAAUACUUGGUGCAUGCGUUGCAGGGCAGUGUGAGCUCAGGCCAGGCCCACAGUCUGGCCAGUCUGGCCAAGACCUGGUCGGCAGGAAGUCCCAGGCUGCGGGGGCCCAGCCCUGAAACUGAAGACAGUGAAGGGGUACUGCUUCAUGAGAAACUCAAGCCAGUGGAUUAUGAGUACCGAGAGGAGGUGCACUGGGCCACAAAGCAGCCCCGCCUGGGCCGAGGCUCCUUCGGAGAGGUUCACAGGAUGGAAGACAAACGGACUGGCUUCCAGUGUGCAGUCAAAAAGGUACGGAUCGAAGUGUUCCGGGCAGAAGAGUUGGUAGCAUGUGCAGGAUUGACCUCACCCAGAAUUGUCCCUUUAUAUGGUGCUGUGAAGGAGGGUCCUUGGGUCAGCAUCUUCAUGGAGCUGCUGGAAGGUGGCUCACUAGGCCAGCUCAUUAAGCAGAAGGGCUGUCUGCCAGAGGACCGGGCCCUGUACUACCUGGGCCAAGCCUUGGAGGGGCUGGAGUACCUGCAUACGCGAAGGAUUCUGCAUGGAGAUGUCAAAGCUGACAAUGUGCUGCUGUCCAGUGAUGGGAGCCGUGCAGCCCUCUGUGACUUUGGCCAUGCUGUGUGCCUUCAACCUGGUGGCCUGGGGACGUCCUUGCUCACAGGGGACUACAUCCCUGGCACAGAGACUCACAUGGCUCCAGAGGUGGUGAUGAAUCAGCCCUGUGACACUAAGGUGGACAUCUGGAGCAGCUGCUGCAUGAUGCUGCACAUGCUCAAUGGUUGCCACCCUUGGACUCAGUACUUCCUGGGGCCACUCUUCCUUAAGAUUGCCAGCGAGCCCCCACCUGUGAGGGAGAUCCCACCGUCCUGCGCCCCUCUCACUGCCCAGGCCAUUCAAGAGGGGCUGAGGAAAGAGCCUGUCCACCGAGCUUCUGCAGUGGAGCUGGGGGACAAGGUCAGCCUGGCGCUGCAGCAAGUCGGGGGUCUGAAGAGCCCUUGGAGGGGAGAAUAUAAAGAACCAAGACAUCUGCUGCCAAACCAAGCGAACUCUCAUCAGACCCUGCGUGCCCAGCCAAGGGACCUCGCACCAGGAAUCCCGAGCCCCCAACCAGCGGAGGGCACUGCAGGUGGGGCUCCUAAGCUCCAGCCUCCUCUGCCACCAGAGCCCCCUGAGCCGAACAAGUCUCCAACCCUGAACCUGAGCAAGGAGGAGUCUGGGACGUGGGAGCCCUUACCUCUGUCCUCCCUAGAGCCUACCCCUGCUCCAAACCCCAGCUCACCAGAGCGCCGAGCAACCUUCCCGGAGCAGGAACUGCAACAGCUGGAAAUAGAAUUAUUUCUGAACAGUCUCUCUCAGACAUUUUCUCUGGAGGAGCAGGAGCAGAUCCUGUCAUGGAUUAGCUUCGACAGCCUGUCCCUGUCAAAUGACAGUGAGAAGAACCCUUCAAAGGCCUCUCAGAGUUCACGAGACACCCUGAGUUCUGGCGUACACUCAUGGAGCAGCCAAGCAGAGGCCUGCAGCACCAGUUGGAACAUGGUGCUGGCCCGGGGGCGGCCCACAGACACCCCAAGCCAUUUCAAUGGUGUGAAAGUCCAAAUACAGUCCCUCAAUGGUGAACACCUGCACAUCCGGGAGUUCCACCGGGUCAAGGUGGGAGACAUCGCAACGGGCAUCAGCAGCCAGAUCCCCACUGCAGCCUUCAGCUUGGUGACCAAGGAUGGGCAACCGGUGCGCUAUGACAUGGAGGUGCCGGACUCGGGCAUCGACCUGCAAUGCGUUCUGGCCCCUGACAGCAGCUUUGCCUGGAGCUGGAGGAUCAAGCAUGGCCGGCUGGAGAAUAGGAGGACACCCACCACUACCGACCUGCUGCCCCGUCCUGCUGCCUCCUUCCAUAGCCCUCGGCCACCGCUGGCAGGGUCGCGGCUGAAACGUCACAGAGGCGGGGUCAUCACAGGCGCCGACGCCCCUGUCAUGUCCACCGCCCCCCACAACCUUUAG
Messenger RNA from Chrysochloris asiatica (Cape golden mole), 3050 nucleotides. It is a transcript of the gene MAP3K14, whose product is annotated as mitogen-activated protein kinase kinase kinase 14. Gene Ontology annotation, molecular function: ATP binding; protein serine/threonine kinase activity. The transcript is spliced from 16 exons. NCBI's taxonomy places the organism in Eukaryota, Metazoa, Chordata, Mammalia, Afrosoricida, Chrysochloridae. The record is from RefSeq and is a predicted model, not a curated record. Bases 57 to 3050 code for a protein of 997 amino acids. Gene Ontology annotation, biological process: protein phosphorylation; positive regulation of canonical NF-kappaB signal transduction.